Lolium rigidum is the source of this 877-nucleotide messenger RNA. RefSeq lists its product as uncharacterized. The transcript has 4 exons. The coding region runs from base 329 to 877 and encodes 182 amino acids. Lineage: Eukaryota; Viridiplantae; Streptophyta; Magnoliopsida; Poales; Poaceae. The record is from RefSeq and is a predicted model, not a curated record.
UGUCGCUGAACAAACACCUGUGUCGAGCUCGAGCAAGUUGCUUGGCACAUUGAAGGAAUCGUCCACCGCUACCACUUCCUCGUCCACUCCACAGGCUCUACUUCGUGACACCACAGAGACAUCGGCAUCAUCAGGGCGCUGCCUUUCCUCAUCUCCUGGUCCAACCAUUCUGUUCCACCAACAUCCUGAUUGGUAUUUGAAAUUUUACAUCAGGAUCGAUCGCUCACGAUCUUUCCACACAUAUCCUGAUGUGGGUGGACCAUUCGAGAGCUUACAAGCAGCUGAAAAUGCUAUUGACUGCCAUCUUCAUGGCCUCCAGCAUGAGACGAUGCGCAAGGAAUCAUUAGACAAGCUUUCUCCAAUGGAUUGGCUUAUACAGCGGUCUCUUUAUUGGCCUGAUGGCAGCAGGAGAAAAUAUUCAGAUGCAGCUGCUUCUAAGAAUACUCUUACACAAACGGGACAUUUGCUUAAAGCUGUAGUGGACAAGUACAACGACGAUCACAAACUUUCUGGGGAUUGUGCGUAUGAACUAAAAGAUGUUCUGAACUAUCAAACAAUUCGGGAGGGGAAUAUUUGGUACAGUCAUUUCAACUUCACUACAAAGGCAAAAGGAGCUGGUGUUGUCGACAAUCUAUUUUUUGCUGAAGUGGUGCAAGGAGAUGAAAUGGUGGUCACCUGUUUCUGCAUGAUCAAUACUGAUGCUAAUGGUCGCUGCUAUGGUUGUAUAAAUAAUGGAAGUUUUGGUAUGAAGCACCCCAAGGAAGCUAACACAUACAAUGCUGGUCACCCGGCCGCUUAUUUGCUAUCUGAAUGUACUGGAGAGAGGGAUGUCUCAAGUGAUGAUGAUGAUGAGGAGGAGGAGGAGGAAGAUGUAUGA